This is a messenger RNA of Striga hermonthica, 966 nucleotides long. The record is from the annotation of a GenBank genome assembly. Lineage: Eukaryota; Viridiplantae; Streptophyta; Magnoliopsida; Lamiales; Orobanchaceae.
AUGCAAGAACCAGAGUUCCUCCCUCAAAUUAGUCAAAUUCUCAUGCCCUGCAGCAGAUUGGCCGGCGUUUCAAACUCGCCGGAAUUCGAAUUCUGCAGCUCCUCUUUCUCCCCGCCCUAUCUCCUCUCCGCCGACCAGCUCUUCUCCGGCGGCGUACUCCUUCCCCUCCACCACCUCUGCCUCUCUAGCGACACUCCUCCGCCGCCUCAAGAUCCAGAGCCAUCCGCAUCGGAUCAAGCCCGGGCCGAUCCCAGGCCCGAAGUCCCAUCCGCCGGAUCGGCUCAACUGACUCCGCCCGCUCCUAGUACUCUGUCCUUCUCACGGCGGUUGAGCGACAUUUUCCGGCGGAACAACAAGAAAAGCCCGCGGUCCUCCGUGGACUUGGACGCCGAGGAUCUGACCGGCCCCAAGGAGAAGGAUACGAUGGUCAAUGCCUUUAAGGAGAAGAGGAGAGAGAGGAAGAACGGCGCCGGCGGUGGUCCCACGGCGGCGGAGCUCAACAUCAACAUAUGGCCGUUCUCGAGGAGCAGGUCCGCCGGGAACGGCGCAUCCCGGCCGCGUACCCCGGCGGUGGCGGCGAUGCGGAAGGCGAGCAGUGCGCCGUGCUCGAGGAGCAACUCGGCCAGCGAGUCGAAGUCGAGGAGGUGGCCGAGCAGCCCCGCCCGUGGGGUCCACGUGGGGAGGAGCAGCCCAGUGUGGAAGGCCCGACGCGGCGGCGGGAGGCGGAGCUUCGAGGCGGCUGUCAGGAAAAAUUGGGGUGAGGGUCGCCGGGAAGUGCUGCCGCCGUCCGUGAACGGAGGAGGCCUCAGCCGUUCUAGGUCUAAGUCGUUGAGUCUGAAUAUUCCGACGUGUAUUGGGUACAAGCAGCAUUCGAGUUGUCGAAGUGCGGGGAUCGCCACCGGCGAAGGGGUACGAAGACGUAGUUUGUUCAAUAUAAAAAGUCUCUUUACCAAGAAAGUGUAUUAA